This is a messenger RNA of Macroventuria anomochaeta, 1119 nucleotides long. RefSeq names its product mediator of RNA polymerase II transcription subunit 31. The record is from RefSeq and is a predicted model, not a curated record. Lineage: Eukaryota; Fungi; Ascomycota; Dothideomycetes; Pleosporales; Didymellaceae. Bases 321 to 671 code for a protein of 116 amino acids. The transcript has 3 exons. Gene Ontology annotation, molecular function: transcription coregulator activity. Gene Ontology annotation, biological process: regulation of transcription by RNA polymerase II. Gene Ontology annotation, cellular component: mediator complex; core mediator complex.
AUUGAAUUCCUCCAGGGCUGCGUUGAGGCCGCCGCAUCCUUUCACCAGAGCCAGCACGCGCUCACUGAUUCCCAUCCACCCAAUUUCACCUGCACAUCAGCGCCCCAUCAGCAAUCACCGCUGCUGCGCAACGCUGACCGCUGAAUCGCUCAGGCACUCGAUAGGGCUAGCUGCCGGCCACUCAUAACUGCGGGGAACACCUCGGGACCCUGGAUUUCAUUAUUCAAGAGCCUCAGCGCCGAUCUGAACGUGCCCUGACCGCACGCCGUGUGCCUGAACAGCUGACACUGGUCUCAACCACGCCCAACCCAAACUUCAUCAUGGCGACCUCGAACCCUGCCCACGAGAACGCUGACGUACCGCGAACCGGUGGUUACACACGCUUCGAGCUCGAACUCGAGUUUGUGCAGUGUCUUGCAAAUCCUGUCUAUCUUAAUUUUCUGGCAACGCAGAAAAUGUACGAGAAGCCCGAAUUCGUGGCCUACCUCGGCUACCUGCAGUACUUCAAGGAUCCCAAAUAUGCAAAGUUCUUACACCACCCUGGGCCGACGCUCCGAGCGCUAGAGCUGUUGCAACAGGAGCGCUUUCGCCGCGAGAUACUGAACCCUGGCCUCAUGCAAAAGCUUGUCGUUGAGGGCCAGAGGAAUGCGGUGCCUGGUCAGCAAGACUGACGAGGAAGCAACAAGACUGCAUUCUUCGAAAGCCAAGGUCUAGAGGCCAAGAUGUCGACGACUCUCAGGAGCCUGCAUAAGGUAUGCUUAGUCACUUGUUGCUAUGCUCACAGCCUGCACGAACGUUGUGUGCGAAUUAUAUCCGCAUGAUGAGUCUAUCGCAGGAAAGGCAGGUCUCACGAUUCGGGACAGGGCUAAAAGCACUACGGAGAAACUGCCGCUGGAGAACAUGGUGCCCAUGCAGGCAGACUGUUCAGUCACAAAGGCCAGUAGGUGGCAUUGCAGCCCAGACUUUGGUUUGCGAUGGGUGCUUCCGAGCAGCCAUUCGAAGUUGGCGAACAAACACCCAAAACAAACAGAGAGCGUGCACAUGUCGAUCAGGGUGUCACGACAGCAAAUGCGGCUCAGUAUAGCCAUUCCGUAAACAAUUCCGCCAGCAUGCAAGCCA